AUGUCUAGCGGCUUACCGGAUGAGGUGGUGACCUGCCUCCAGAAUGCCCGCUUUCUCCAUCUUGCAACGUGCUCGGAAAACAUUCCUCACGUCUCGUUGAUGAACUACACCUACUUACCUAACACUCCGUAUUCUCCAACUCCCACUAUCAUCAUGACAACACCUUCAACUUCCCGCAAAACACAGAAUCUCGAGGCCAACACUCGAGUAUCUCUCCUGGUGCAUGACUGGAUUUCUCACCGCCCUCCAACCUUGAGCCAGCCGGGUCGCUCGCCUUCGCCGUCAGGUCCAGCGCCACGUUCGGGAUCCUUGGCCGAACUUCUCCUUGGCAUGAACACCGCGUCCCUGAGUCGCAUCAGCGCCACCAUCAAUGGCGUUGCUGAACUCGUGCCUUCUGGCUCCGAGGAAGAGACAUGGUACAAAGCCCAACACCUGGCUAACAAUACCUUUAGUCCUGGUGGCGAGGACACACACUCGGCUCCUCCCGCUGGCGAAGGACUAUGGGGCGGUGGGGGCAUAGGUUCACGAGAAAACGCUGAUGAAUCACUAAGAGAAGGUGACGGGGGCACCAAGUGUUACGUCGAGGGAGCAGAGGUCAGAGUUGUCGUAGUCAGGGUUCGUGACGGGCGCAUCGCAGACUGGAAAGGCCAAGUCAGAGAUUGGAGCCUUUCAGAAAACGCACAAGAAAUCAAGCCAAACGGAAUGUCGUCAUGA
Messenger RNA from Alternaria ethzedia, 714 nucleotides. RefSeq lists its product as uncharacterized. The coding region runs from base 1 to 714 and encodes 237 amino acids. The record is from RefSeq and is a predicted model, not a curated record. Lineage: Eukaryota; Fungi; Ascomycota; Dothideomycetes; Pleosporales; Pleosporaceae. Gene Ontology annotation, cellular component: cytoplasm; nucleus. The transcript has 2 exons.